Dendronephthya gigantea is the source of this 756-nucleotide messenger RNA. Its product is annotated as collagen triple helix repeat-containing protein 1-like. NCBI's taxonomy places the organism in Eukaryota, Metazoa, Cnidaria, Anthozoa, Malacalcyonacea, Nephtheidae. The transcript has 3 exons. The coding region runs from base 1 to 738 and encodes 245 amino acids. The record is from RefSeq and is a predicted model, not a curated record.
AUGUCUGCAGAGAAAAUGCAAGUACCCCAGAUUGAUGGUGUAUUUCUAAUGCUUUUGGCGUACUUUGAAGAACCUCAAGAGCUUAUGAUUAAGUCAUUUGAUGCCCCCGAGGAACGUAGAGGAAAAGGACCACCCGGAUGUUUACCUGGUCAGCCAGGAUGUAAUAAACCGGGAUGUUCCGAAGGACAAUGCUGUGGUACUCCAGGCGUUCCUGGUGUCCCAGGUGUACCCGGCCAGACCGGGAGAGACGGACGAAACGGUCGCCCUGGUGUGCCUGGCGCAAUUGGAGCGCCUGGUAAGAAAGGAAAUCCUGGUGAACCCGCCAUAUCAAACUGGAAACAAUGUACUUGGAGAGUUGGUGAUGGAAAAGACAACGGGCUUAUUCGUCAAUGUACAUUUGUAAAAAAACGAGACGACUCUUAUCUUCGUGUUUUUUACGCUGGAAAUCUUCGCAUCUACAACUGUAAUAGUUGUUGCAAGCGGUGGUUUUUCAAAUUUAAUGGCGCUGAAUGCAAUGUUCCUAUUGAAGGUGUUUAUUAUAUGUGGAAAGGAUUAAACACUCAAGAUCUUCACCGCCAUCGUCAUAUUGAGGGUUAUUGUGGAAAAAUUCACAAAGGCCAUGUUCGUGUUGCAUUUUGGGUUGGCAAUUGCCGCGGUUACGCAAAUGCUGACGCGUAUUCCGGCUGGAAUUCUGUCUCGCGUAUUGUGAUUGAAGAAGUACCACCUCCACAAAAGUAGACAUAAGGAUAUACUCCC